Dendronephthya gigantea is the source of this 910-nucleotide messenger RNA. RefSeq names its product ribonuclease P protein subunit p21-like. NCBI's taxonomy places the organism in Eukaryota, Metazoa, Cnidaria, Anthozoa, Malacalcyonacea, Nephtheidae. The coding region runs from base 134 to 535 and encodes 133 amino acids. The transcript is spliced from 4 exons. Gene Ontology annotation, cellular component: nucleolar ribonuclease P complex. The record is from RefSeq and is a predicted model, not a curated record. Gene Ontology annotation, biological process: tRNA 5'-leader removal.
CCAUUUGUGCCCGCAAUAAGCAUGCGGAAGUAGCAGAAACUUUAUUUAGGAAGGAAUAAAAUGUGUUUUGUUGCAAAUAUUGCAUCUGAAGGUUGAAAGGUUGAAAGAUAACUCUCUGGAAUUAAAUAUUGCAAUGGGUAAUAAAAGGAAAAUGAAGGAACGAAGGGAAGAAAAAUCCCUGGCAAAUAAAGAAGCUUACACAAGAAUGAACUUUUUGUAUCAGGCUUCCCAAACAGUUUUAAUGGAGAAUCCACAAAAUGUAGAGCUUUCAAGAUUUUAUAUCUUCACUAUGAAAAAUAUUGGACAAAAAUUGCUUUGUAAGAUAGACCCAUCCAUUAAGAGAACAGUCUGCAAAUAUUGUCACUCAGUUCUUAUUCCUGGUGUAACAUCGACGGUCAGAGUUAGAGGGAAAAGAGAAAAACAUGUGGUUGUAACAUGCUUGGACUGCGGGACGUUAAAACGAUUCAAUACUCGUAAGAAUUAUCAACUGUGGUGUGAGCAACAAGAGAAUGAAAACACACAGGAAGCAAAAUAAAAAUAGAAACUUUGUUGAAAAAAAUCACCUCAUUCUUUGGACAAUAUGCUCCCUAAAUGAAGUUGUCAGUCCUUAAAUAUAUAAUUAUAUACUAUUUACUUUAUUUAUUACCCUUCAAAAUAGUUACCACAUUAUAAAAAAUAAAUGCCAAAAUUAUAUUGUAUUAGUUCAAAACCAAGUCUGCCAUCUUAACUUCAGCAUUUCAACUCUUUUAUAUAACAAAGUUUGAUUGCAAUGCUUCAUAAGACAAACUAGUUUUUUACACACAUGAUUAUUUUCAUUCUUAAUUUAUCUCUUCACUUCUUCCACCCUGGUUCCAUUUCAUGUUGUUUUCUUCGUGAAGCUCAGAGCGGAAGAGAAUAUUCAGAAUCUUGA